Molecule: messenger RNA, 5983 nt
Organism: Lethenteron reissneri (Far Eastern brook lamprey)
Lineage: Eukaryota; Metazoa; Chordata; Hyperoartia; Petromyzontiformes; Petromyzontidae
Product: protein FAM76B-like
Cellular component (GO): nuclear speck
Source: RefSeq, a predicted model, not a curated record
ACGUCCAAGAAACAAUGGGAAUAUUUAUUGACAAGCUGUCAUACAUCUAUGUGUGGGUUUAUGGUGCUCUAUGUGUCCUUCGGGCUCUAUGUGAGUAUAGUCGGUCAUAGGCAGAAGAGCAAAUACUAAUUUAGAACCUGUGCUUGAAGAGGGGCAAGAGAAUUGGCCGCGCCAUUGGAGUGAAGGGAAUUCCAGAUUGGAGCCAGAAGAGGAGAAUGAGCGACCUCCCUCUGAGUGACAGUUGAAUGGUAGUUUCGACAGAAUGCCUCGGUUGUUGCAGCAGAGACUACGUGGAGGGGAGUAGAGUGAGAUAAGAGGUAGGAGAGUAUGUAGAGGGGAGUAGAGUGAGUUGCCGAGUUUUCAAGGACGAGUCCAUCUUGAAGACGGUGAGGAGUCUGGAAGCAGAGUUUUGGAUCAACUGGAGUUUGAAGAUGAGAGAACUGAGGACGUUGCAAUAGCAUGAAGGCAUGGAUGAGGAACUCGGCAGCAGCUAGGGAUUGUCGCAUCGCUCACCCUGUUGUCAAGUGCACCUACUGCCGCACAGAAUUCCAGCAGGAGAGCAAAACCAAUACAAUUUGCAAAAAGUGUGCACAGAACGUGAAGCUGUAUGGCACGCCCAAGCCGUGCCAGUACUGUAACAUAAUCGCGGCGUUCAUCGGCACCAAGUGCCAGCGCUGCACCAACUCUGAGAAGAAGUACGGGCUGCCCCUCGCCUGCGAGCAGUGCAAGCAGAGGUGCGCCUUCGACCGCAAGGACGACAGCAAGAAGAAGGUGGACGGGAAGCUGCUGUGCUGGCUGUGCACGCUGUCGUACCGCCGCGUGCUGCAGAAGGCCAAGGAGCAGCACCGAGGGCUGGGGGCGGCGCAGCACCGCUCCUCCCAGGACGAGCGGCAUGGGGCACGCAAGGAGCAGCACACGCACCGACACCACAAGUCCCCUGGCCCUGCCUCCCAGAACGAUCCUCCGCAGAAGAAGCCCAAGGUGGAGAACAAACCCAGCAAUGGAGACAGUGUAUCCGGUGACGCCACCAUGGACUCGGCGAGCUCGGACAACUUCAUCCUGAUCACUCAGCUCAAGGAGGAGGUGGCUCUGCUGAAGAAGCAGCUCCAGCAGAAGGAGGGGCUCAUCCUGGAGAGAGACCGCAAGCUCACGGAGAUCAAGGCCGACUUCCAGUACCAGGAGAACCUGAUCCGAACCAAGAUGAACAACAUGGAGCGCACGCACAAGGAAUCCAUUGAGCAUCUCCAGGUGAAGAACCGGGAACUUCUCAAACAGGUGUCAAGCCUUUCUAAGGGAAAGAAGCCAGAGAGGACCCUGACUAGCGCCUCCUCGUCCCCCUAACCUCCAGGUCCCCAUGACUCGCUCUCACUUCAUACCCUUCCCCAUGUCACCCCUGGGUUUAUAUAAAGAGGUAUUUACUAAAAGUCGGUGUUGAUGUCUAUUGUGCUGACAAACCUACGGUAGCGUGCAAUCAUGUUCAGUGCGUUACUGGGUUGUAGCGCAGUAUCACUUGUCGCCUCGCAGGGUGUACUGCCGUGAUCAUAAACAAGGUGGCUAAAGCGGAUGUGUAGUUCGAGCUGAAAGGCGUUGUGGCGGACUGACUUUAUAUCUCGCACCACUAAUAUAAUUCUGCCAGCUGGAACGACGGUGCACAUGGGGACGAGUGGUGGGGUAGCAGUGCUGUGGGAUUUGGGACAAAACUACACUCCGAUAGACCAUUGUUGUGCUGCCCAACUUCACAGUUCUACCAAUUCUGUGCAACCAACUGCCCAAGUGAGGUAGGGCUAAAACAGAUGCUUUGUACAAAGACAAAUAUCCCCCUUCUAGCCUGAACAGAUUCUUGGGGCAAGUGCUGUUACUGAGCACCUAUGAAGGCCAGCACGGCACACGAGGAGGUGGAUGCUCAGCACCACGCCCGGCCGCCUUUGUCUUCCGAGCGGCAAUGGUUAUGCAUCACAUUAGAUACUCAUUUGAGGCUGAGUCGGCCUCGGAGAGGCCCAGGACUCAAUUCCGAUAAUCAUCACUGGUCUUGGCCAUGAGCUAGAAUCGAACUCUCUUUGCUAGGUUCGUAGCGCAGUGUGCUAACCACUACACUACUGCUCCCCUACCUAAACAUGCACCCUAUCAGCCACCCCUAUUCCUGACGGAAGCCAAAAUGCUUCCCAUAAGCUUGCAAAAACCAGACACAGAACUCUGCUGUCCUCCACAGAACCGUUAUUAGUCCCUUUACAGCGUUACCAGCACAUGCAUUCAUUUGGCCAAAGUCUAUCUGCAUGCAACCACAAUUUCCGCAGUCACAGGUAACCACCGUGCCACCACGCUUACAAAAUCAAGGUAGGCAACCCAACCAUUCCCAUGGUGAGCAUGCUUCAUCCUCUUAAGGGUUGGCAUCACCAAGGAAAUAUGGGUAGCUGCUCGUGCCAGGGUCUGCCUACCCUCAGAGGCGUAGCUAGGAUAGUUUGCGCCCAGGGACGAACUAUAAAAUUGGCGCCCCCCCCUGUAAAUUUUAAUGAAACAUUGUAUUUAAAGAAGCAAAUUUAUAGAAAUUAUAUUACAUGGCUCACUCAGUCACUGUCGUAGACUGGUUGGCAUAGUCUACAAAAUAUUAAUUUUUCUUGAUUUCGCUGUCGCAAACUGGCCAAUCACGUAAACAACAUCUGUUUUUCCCAAUGUUUCUCUUUCAACGCUAAGAAGAGCAAGAUCGCUGAGACGAUAUUGUCCCAUUGAAGCACGCAAAUACGACAAAAUAAGUUUCAAAUUGCUGAACGACCGCUCACAGCUUGCAAUUGAAACUGCUAUUGUUAAUACAAUUUGCAGUGAAAUUCGCAAAUUCGUAAAUAUGUCGUCUCCAUAAAACACAAUAAAACCAAGAAGAUCCAAAGGAGUUUCUGGUAGAACUUCAUUCCGGUUACUGAGCAGCAUUUUGCAAUCUCCAAUUUCUGUGAAAAGUUUGUGGCCAUUGAUGUCGGUGUCAUAGAAAUUUCCAAAAUCUGUGCAAUUUCGACGAAUUGCAUCGAUAUCUGUGUCGGAUAGAAGAGUUUUGACGUCCAGCAGAAAUCCAAAUUUUGUGUUCAGGUAUUUUAGUCGAAAAAACCGUGUUGACAUCUCCUGUUGAAGUCGAUAAAAUACGCUCUUCAUAACGCGCAUAAUUUCUUCUUCUGCUGAAAGUCCUGCAUCUCUUGCCAGUUCUCCUGGCAUCUUCCGACGUCGCCUAAUUCUUCUGGACAGGAUAUCAAGGCGCACUGGUUUUUGCAGAUGACGCCUUCUUUUCCUCAUCAGUCUGUGAUCUCUAGCGUGCCCUUGAACAGUUUGAUGCCGAUUGUGAAGCGGCUGGGAUGAGGAUGAGCACUUCCAAAUCUGAGGUCAUUGUUCACUCCCGGGAGACGGUGGAUUGUGCUCUCCAGGUGAGGGGGGGGGGAAGCUACCCUUAGUGGAGGAGUUUAAGUACCUCGGGGUCUUUUGCGAGUGGUAAGUGGGAGCGGGAGAUUGGCCGGCAGAUCGGUGCGGCAUCUGCAGUGUUGCGGGUGCUGUACCAUUCUGUGGUAAUGAAGUUGGAGCUGAGUUCUCGAAUAAAGCAGUCGGUUUACAGGCCAAUCUACACUCCCACCCUCACCUAUGGUCAUGAGCUUUGGGCAAUAACCGAAAGGAUUAGAUCGCAGGGUACAAGGGGCCAAAAUGAGGUUUCUCUGCAGGGUUGCCGGGCUCACUCUCCGUGAUCAAGUGAGGAGCUUAGUAAUCCGGGAGAGCCUCAGAGUCGAGCUGCUGCUCCUCCGGAUCGAGAGGAGCCAGUUGAGGUGGUUCGGGCACCUGGUAAGGAUGCCCCCCGGUAGAUUUCCGCUGGUUUCCUACCGGGCACGUCCCACUGGGUGCAAACCCCGGGACCGACCUAGGACACGCUAGUGGGACUAUGUCGCUCGGCUGACCUGGGAACGCCUGGGAAUUCCCUAGGAAUGACUAGAGUCUGUCACCAGGGAAAGGGAGGUCUCGUCCACCCUACUCAACAUGCUGCCGCCGCGACCCUCACCAGGACAAGCGAAUUGAGGACCGAACGAACAUCUGCUGCACGAUUGUUCAGGUGGAAAUCGCUUGCGGUGAUUUUGCAGGGAUUUGGUCUGAGACUCCAGCCACUAGUCUAACCAUAUCCACCUGCUCUCAGCCUUACGGGCAAUUCCAUUCAGACAUAAUGAAGCGAUUAUGCGCAAUGAGGACAUGCCACUCGUCCAACCAAAAUGCACCAGCACCAGCCUCAUUGGAAAUUCAAUUCAGUCACUGGGGUAAUUGUGCAGUUUAACAACAUUUUGGAAGUUCAGCCUCGCCAAUGGCCCAUCUUGUAAAGGCCAUUGUUCUCCCUGCGUCGUGCGAAUAUCAGAUAAAUUAUAAACCCAUUCAUCUAACUCGUUCGGCUUUUCUUCAAGGCACCCUGUAUAGUUAAAACACACCUUGCCCAUAGCACCUGGCUGAUCACUGGGUUCCUUCCAAUAUCCAGGUCUGGAAUACAUGGGGGGAUGUCUAGGCCUUGUGCCAGGUGCAGCCAAAGUUCUACCACAAGGAUGUGUUCAGGUCUCUGGCAUGAUGGUACAAUUGCAUCGUUUAUGCUGCUCACUACCUGCUGCAGAAUUAACACGACUAUAAAAUGACGUAGUUAUACAUUAUGAUGUCAAUUAUAUUUCUACUAUCAGCAUGUUGCGAAUAAAGAGACGUUAGUAAAUAUAAUAUAUAAUCUAAAAAUGGGUUGAUAAACACUUCUGGAAUGUCCCUCGUAUGGUGGGAAGCGACUAUAUGUGGACUUUAUGGGACCUCGUCUUCUUGGUUCGGUAAAGUCACGUAGAAGGGAAAUAAUACAAUUUUAAAAAAUUUAACGUAAAAAAAUAUUUUAUUAUUUAUUAUUUCCCUUCUACGUGACUUUACCGAAAGAACCAAGAAGAUGAAUCCCUGCAGUCACGAAAGCUUUAAAUCGAAAUUUAUGGGACCUCUCUUGCCAGUAUCAGAAUAUAAGAAUAGGUUUUACCAUUUCUAGCAAUCAAAAAGGUGUUAAGAUGUUAAAACACCAAUCUGAAACCUUUUGUAAGGAAUCAUGUCUCAAUUAACCACAUAUACUUGUGGCAAACAUGCAAACAAAAAAAUGGUUCAGUUUGGUGUUCUCACAUCUUAACACCUUUUUUAUUGCCAAAAAGGGUAAAAACUUUUCUGAAAUUUUGAUACUGGCAAGGGAGGUCCCAUGAUGUAGCUGCUCACCCCGAGCGCUCAAUGUCCUGACAGUGGCAUUUUGUCUUUAUGCUCUUCGCCUUUUGGCGUCCUCUGGUCGAACACUGUUUGAGACGAGGCUCUAAAGAAAGCUGUCUCUGGUGUGGACCAAUCAGUUUCAAAGCCAAUGCCUCUUCUACCAGAGCAUGUUUUUUUGUGUGCAUGUUCACCACAAGUGUAUGUGUUGAUGCAGACAUGAGUCCUUGCAAAAGGUUUCUGUUUGGUGUUUUAACAUCCCAACACUUGUGUUAUUGCCAGAAAGGGUAAAACCUAUUCUUAUACAUGCAGGCUGCUGUUCGACGAGCGGUAUGGAAAAUGCCUUCUCAGCGAAAAACGCGACGUCAGUUCGUGACGUUAGAACAUUCCGCCUAAUUUUUACUUUGUGUAACUUUUUUUAUUAGUCCUAGAUCAGAUGUAGAGUAGGUGGAGAUUUUAUUUUUUUACUCGGUAAUGUUUUUAUACGACGUUUUUUUGGUUGGUGGAUAUCGAUGAUGAUGAUGAUGUGUGGGAGAGAAAUAAAAACGUGGACCGCAUGGUGGUUCAUUGCCCGUGCUGUGCUUCACUGACCUGAGAUGCACAUUACACACCACAUGCCAGCCAGCCAGCAAAUCUUAUUUUUGCUGGUUUUCCUUUUGUCUUUUUGGUGAUCCAGGUCACUCUUGCAAUUAAGCCUCAUCCUGGUGUCAUGAGUUAUCACUCAGUUAAACAAAAUAAACUUGAAUAGUCAGCAUUUCAUGAU